CCCCCAAUAACAAAUAAAUCCCCAUCAUGGCGAAAACAUACGCAUUACUAUCAACAUCUCUUCCCAUUGUUCCUGUGACAAGAAACCUUUCUUCCAGACUAUGGGAUAUUAGGGGCUUGUUCUACUCCCUCGGAGCCUUCCUCGUCGCCGCCCUCGUACUCGGAGUUGUUCACCUCACUGGCCUGGAGGCUAGAGAUUUCUUCUUUAGCGGCAACAGCCCCGAAAGGGUCAUUGCCGAUGACCCGCCGCCACCAUUGUCAAAGUGUGAUUUGUAUUCGGGAAAAUGGGUAUAUGACAACAAGUCACACUACCCAUUGUACAAGGAGCAAGAAUGCACAUUCAUGUCCGAUCAAUUGGCUUGCCAAAAGUUUGGAAGAAAAGAUUUGGACUAUCAACAUUUGAGGUGGCAACCCUAUCAAUGCGAUAUUCCAAGUGAUCGAUUUGAGGUGGGGUGAAGUGAAUGUUUUGAUGUUGAUAUAUGUUAGUGCACAUGCAUUAUCUAAGGUAGGUUCAAUGCCAUAGCUUUGCUUGAGAAACUAAGGAAUAAGAGGCUUGUGUUUGUUGGCGAUUCUUUGAAUAGAGGACAAUGGGUUUCCAUGGUAUGUCUUGUUGAUUCUGCCAUCCCACCAUCUCUCAAAUCCAUGGACUACAAGUACAAUGCCUCCUUGAUCAUUUUCAAAGCUAAAGAAUAUAAUGCCACGAUUGAGUUCUACUGGUCACCAUUGCUGGUAGAGUCUAAUUCCGAUGAUCCGGUGCAUCACCGCCUGCCGGAGCGGAUCGUGAGAGCCAGUUCAAUCGUAAAGCACGGCCGGAGGUGGACUGAUGCUGAUUAUCUAGUCUUCAAUACUUACCUCUGGUGGAGGCAACCCCAUAUCAAAGUCUUGUGGGCUUCAGUUGGUGAUAGAGACGGAGUCUACAAAAAUGUGGAUAUGGUUCGCAGUUACGAGAUGGCCUUGAAAACGUGGUCCGAUUGGCUUGAAAUUCACAUCAACCGAUCUAAAACCCAAAUCUUUUUUAUAAGCAUGUCACCCAUUCAUGAAAGGGCAGAAGAAUGGGGUAAAAAGGUAGGGGAUAAUUGCUAUGGGGAGACAGAGCCCAUAGAGAAUGAGGGAUAUCAAGGAAAUGGAUCAGAUCCCAAAAUGAUGAGAUUAGUUGAAGCAACCAUUGAAGAGCUGAAAAAUAGAGGAUUAAAUGUGGGAUUGAUUAACAUAACUCAACUAUCAGAGUAUAGGAAAGAAGGGCAUCCCUCAAUUUAUAGAAAACAAUGGGAUUCUUUGACAGAAGAACAAAUAGAAAAGCCCACAUCGUAUGCAGAUUGUAUUCAUUGGUGCCUUCCUGGAGUGCCAGAUGUCUGGAAUGAACUCCUCUAUGCUCAAAUACUCAACUACAUCUUAUGAUUAACAACUUUCAUAUUUUAUUAAGAUGGAUUAAUGGUUAAAGAUUAAUGGAAUUUCGUGCAACUUGGUAAUUUUCAAAUUUCUAUGUCUUUCCAAGUCUGAUUCCGCAAGUGUAUAUAUAGUACGUACAAUAAAGUCAUAUUCAGGAAAUUCGGGAGUGAUUUAUUGAUUUCAUACUGAUUUUUAAUUAUCUUAUUAAUAUACUUG
Cuscuta epithymum is the source of this 1604-nucleotide messenger RNA. NCBI's taxonomy places the organism in Eukaryota, Viridiplantae, Streptophyta, Magnoliopsida, Solanales, Convolvulaceae. The record is from the annotation of a GenBank genome assembly.